CAUCCCGUUGCUAAUGUGACAUGUUAGCGCGUUUAGAGGAUUUAAGCUUCAUGCAGUUUAAAUGCUACAAAAACAAACAGAAAGAAGAAGCUGCAGCAUGUUAGCAGACUGAUAGAGAGCAGAGAGAGAAGAAGAAGAAGAAGAGGAGGAGGAAGAAGAAGAAGAAGAAGAAGAGUGUUUCUGCUGCAGCUGCUGGAGGACAAACUCUGUCAGGACAUUUAGUUCUUUCUCUGAGCUACUCAACAUUCCUCAGUUUCUUCACCAAACACAGAAAGUCAGAUUCUCUGCUCAGAUUUCUUUAUUUUCGACCAUCAUGGCUUCAGCUCUGCUCAGAGGACGAGCAUUAGUCUGUGUCAGAUGUCUCCACAGAGAGUUGUGUCGAGUCGUCUGGAAGCCUCAGAGCGCUUUGUUCAGCUCCAAACCUUCAGACAGAAAACAGCCUCGCAGGACUCACAUCAAAAAAGCCAAACCUCAGCCUCCCAUUGACAUCGCCAAACUCCUGGAGACACUCUUCUCCCAGACGAGGCCGGGCACAGCGCCUCCUGCUGCUGCUACCGCUCAACAUGCCAAAAUUUCUUCCACAUCGACCAAACCUCAUACAACCUCCAUGAGGGAUUCCACCUCAAAUGUUCCUCCAUCGUCAAAGCCAGGACCAUCCGUCUUCCCAUCUCCUUCUAGUUUCAAACAAGCUGUUCCCAACAAGACUACAUUCAACAUUGCAGAGCUGUUCCCUCAGCCAAAAUCUGCAGUGAACCCAAAGACUUUGUUUUCCUCUGAAUCAUGUCCACAGCCUAAUCUUAAUGUGGUUCAGGCUUCUGUUGCUGAGGGUCUUUCCCGUGUGACUGUUUAUGCAACCUCAGCUUCUUCUACUGCAUCAUUAGGAUCAGAAGAACCUGCAGCAGAAAGUCAGACAUUAGACAAAACAGUAGAAACAGCUACAGUUCUACCAGUAGAGUCCAGCCUAUCUACUGUAGAAGGACUAGAAACUAGAACUUCUGUUGAUGAGGGUCCAGUCAAACUUUCAAUAGAUGUCACAGUACAUAGUCCAGCUCAGGAACUGCAAACCAGCACCAAAGACUCAGGAAUUGUUGACUUUGUACAUGCUACCAGAGUAGAACCUUUAAUAGAAACUAUUACAGAAUCACCAGCAGCUGUAGAUGUACUAGAAAUUAGAACUUCUGUUCUGGAAAGUCCAGUAGAACCAAGAGUAGGUGCAAACUCAAGAGUGUCUAUGAAAGAACCCUUAAGAGAAACUGCAGUAGAAUCACCAGUAGAGUCCAACCUUCCUUUGGUGGAAGAACCACAAACUAGAUCUCCUGUUGUAGAAGGUUCAGUAGAUCUUGCAAUAGAAGCUACAGUAGAUACAGUAGCUCAAGAAGCCAAACCUGCAGAUUCAGUACUAGUUGAUGCCAAAGAACAACUUUUAAAAGAAACUACAAUAGAAUCACCAGUAGAUUCCGCAGUAUCGCAGGAAACGAACAAAGCUGAAGUCCUGACGUUGGAGUCGGUGACUUUAUCAGAAGUGGAAGCGGAAGUCAGACGUCUUGAAAGUGAAGUUCUGCAGGAAACAUGUGACACGCUUGAGAAAGAAGCCGAUGAUUUAGCAAAAGUGGAGAAGAUAGAAGUGAAGACGACAGCAGAAGAUGUUGCCAUUUUUGAAACAGAGGCUGAAUUGUCAACAGUGGAUUCUAUCUCUGAAGCCACCGAUGCAAUAGAAGCAGAAACAGCUGAAUUGAUGGAGGCCAUGUUUGGUUCUGAGCAGGGACCAAACCGGUCGACUGAAGCUCCCCUCCAACUGGGGUCACAGCAUGAAACUAUAGUUCAGGAGGUGGAGACAGAGUCGACAAAUGUUUUGGAAGCAAUGUCUCUCGAAUCUGUGACUUUGGCUGAAGUUGAGGCCUCGUUAGGAACUCUGGAGAGUGAGACUCUGACUGAAACCACAGGUUAUCUGGAGAAAGAAGCUGAAAUUCAUGCUGGAGAGGAAAAGAUGGAAGUGAACACGACAGCAGAUGUUGUUGCCAUUUUUGAAACACAAAGUGAAUUGUCAACAAUGGAUUCUAUCUCUGAAGUCACAGAUGCAAUAGAAGCCGAGGCAGCUAUGUUGAUGGAGACCAUGUUUGGUUCUGAACGGGGACCAAAGCAGUCGACUGAAGCUUCUCUCCAGGAAGUGAGACCAUGGGAUGAAACAAUGGGUCAGGAAGCAGAUAAAGAGUCACUGAAUGUUUUGGAAGCCAUGUCUCUCGAGUCCGUGACUUUGGCGGAAGUUGAGGCCUCGUUGGGAACUCUAGGAAGUGAAUCUCUGAGUGAAACCAUGGGUUAUCUGGAGAAAGAAGCUGAAAUUCUUGCUAGGGAGGAAAAAAUGGAAGUGAAGAUGACAGCAGAGGAUGCUGACCUUCUGGAAACAGAGGCUGAAUUGUUAACAGAGAGUUCUAUCUCUGAAGCCUCAGAGGCAAUAGAAGCAGAGACGUUCUUGAUGGAGGCCAUGUUUGGUUCUGAGCAGGGACCAAAGCAGUCGACUGAAGCUUCCUUCCAGGAAGUGAGACCACAGGAUGAAAUGAUGGGUCAUGAAUCAGAUAAAGAGUCAUUGACUGUUUUGGAAGCAAUGUCUCUCGAGUCCGUGACUUUGGCGGAAGUUGAGGCCUCAUUAGGAACUCUAGGUAGCGAAUCUCUGAGUGAAACCACAGGUUAUCUGGAGAAAGAAGCUGAAAUUCUUGCUGAAGAGGAGAAGUUGGAAAUAAAGGUGAGAGCAGAAGAUGUUGCUAUUUUAGAAACACAAACUGAAUUGUCAACAGUGGAUUCUAUCUCUGAAGCCACAGAUGCAAUACAAGCUGAGACAGCCAUGUUGAUGGAGGCCAUGUUUGGUUCUGAGCAGGGACCAAAGCAGUCGACUGAAGCUCCCCUCCAGGAAGUGGGACCACGGGAUGAAACAAUGGGUCAUGAAUCAGAUAAAGAGUCAUUGAAUGUUUUAGAAGCCAUGUCUCUUGAGUCCGUGACUUUGGCGGAAGUUGAGGCCUCGUUGGGAACACUGGGAAGCGAAUCUCUGAGUGAAACCAUGGGUUAUCUGGAGAAAGAAGCUGAAAUUCUUGCUGAAGAGGAAAAAAUGGAAGUGAUGAUUACAGCAGAUGAUGUUGCAAUUUUAGAGGAUGAAAAAGAGGCUGAAUUGUUCAGAGGGAAUUCUAUCUCUGAAGCCUCAGAGGCAAUAGAAGCUGAGACAGCCAUGUUGAUGGAGGCCAUGUUUGGUUCUGAGCAGGGACCAAAGCAGUGGACUGAAGCUCCUCUACAGGAAGUGAGACCACAAAAUGAAAUGAUGGGUCAUGAAUCAGAUAAAGAGUCACUGAAUGUUUUGGAAGCCAUGUCUCUCGAGUCUGUGACUUUGGCAGAAGUUGAGGCCUCGUUAGGAACACUUGGUAGCGAAUCUCUGAGUGAAACCACAGGUUAUCUGGAAAAAGAAGCUGAAAUCCUUGCCGGAGAGGAGAAGAUGAAAGUAAAUGAGGGAACAGUAUUUAAAGAGGUAACUGAGGCUCUAAACCUUGAACCUCUGUCUUUGCCUGAAGCUGAAACUGAAGAUCUGCAGACAGAUGCACUGAUGGAAGAGCUGCUGUUUGCUGUUCCUCAGCACACAACGGGUGAAACUGGUCAACGAACCAGUCCAGAGGUUGUCACAGCGAACAUUUUGGAUGCAGUUGCCGUGGAUGCAGAGGCUGCAGAAACAGAUAAUAGUCCAGCUCCUCCUGUUCUGACAGAGGUGCAGCUGGAACAGGACGAGGAGGAAGCUACAGGGAAAGAAGAAGAUGUGUCAAUGCACACAGAUUUGGAUCCAGUUCAGAGACUCUUCUUGGAGAAGAUCAGAGAAUACAAAAAUCUUCACAGGCUGAAUGGUCGACUGUUGGAGGCGGAGCCAGAUUACAUAAAACACCUGUCAGAGGAAACAGCGAAGCUUCAGAGACUUUAUGGAGGAGGAGACCUGACCAGCUUCCCUCAGUUCACCUUCACUGAUCCUGAAUUGGACCAAGACUCCAAAUGAUCCACGGAUGCUCUUCAUGCUCCUCCUUUUUGCUGACUUUUGUCCGACCUCCUCCUCCGCUACCUCCUUGUUUCAGAUGUAGUAUGUGUCGAUGAAGAGGAGGAACAUAUAAAGGGAUGCUUGUGUUUAUUCCUGGCUGCUGGUUUGUACUGUGCAAUAAUGAAUUCUGUUUUAUUAAAGAUCCUAUAUUUUACCA
This is a messenger RNA of Amphiprion ocellaris (clown anemonefish), 4220 nucleotides long. RefSeq names its product golgin subfamily A member 4. NCBI's taxonomy places the organism in Eukaryota, Metazoa, Chordata, Actinopteri, Pomacentridae. The coding region runs from base 314 to 4024 and encodes 1236 amino acids. The record is from RefSeq and is a predicted model, not a curated record. Gene Ontology annotation, molecular function: proton transmembrane transporter activity. The transcript has 8 exons. Gene Ontology annotation, biological process: proton motive force-driven ATP synthesis.